GAGAAAAUCAAUAUGGCGCUGUCCAUCGACUUGAAAAAAUUUAAAAUGUGAAGCAGCUAUGGCUGUGAAUUCUUCUAUGGGUGGUUGUGAGAGGAACCUCUGUGAAGCAUGCCAUCCCAUACACAGUGUUUCCUGUGUGGAAAGAGUUGGACUCCACUCCAGUUUUCUCUCGUAGUUCUGAUAUGUUUAGUUUUGUUCAAUGAGUAUUUCAUCUACGUCUUUCAAACCAUGAGAUGGCCAGCCAUGCCAGAUGUAAACAGGGAAGAUGGUUCAUCCGUUGUUAUUUUGCUGGUAGCCGACCCUCAGAUACAGGGGUACCAGACUGAAGGAGUUUGGAUUGGACCUUAUGCCAGAUGGGAUGCUGAUAGUUACCUCAAAAAGACAUUUUCCUUUGCUGCGGCUCAUGCGAAGCCAGACGUUGUGAUAUUUUUGGGCGACCUAAUGGACGAAGGAAGCCGGGCCACUCACGAUGAAUACAGAGAUACUUAUUACAGAUUUCAUAACAUUUUCUCAAACUUCCCAAGUGCCAAGAGAAUCUACAUUCCAGGAGACAAUGAUGUAGGAGGGGAAUUCAGGGACUUCCGCACACCAGAGAAAGUCGACAGAUUUGUCAAACAUUUUGAACAAGUCGAUGGCAUUAUUCAACAUAAGUUCAUAGAUUUUAUCAAGAUUGACACCCGACUACAGAAUACGGAGUUCCAAGAAAAGGAGCAGCUGUUCAGACAUUACAGGAAGUCAGUGAACUCACCCAUCCAUGUUGUCAUCAACCACGAGAGUCUGUUACCCUUACAGUUCAAGUCACCUAUCUACCCUAUUUUAUCCAUGGUUAGUGGUAAACUCAUCUUCUCAGCUCACUGGCACAAGCCAGUUGCCUAUAUUUGUGAUGACUGCAUGAGAAAUGAUGAUUACUCCUGGUCGGUUCAUCAGAGAGAUUUGACCCACAUGCAUGGAUUCAUGUUUGAGAACAUUACCCGCAGUGCGGAUUGCCUGACAGAGAUAAUGGUCCCCACCUGUAGCUAUAGAAUGGGGGAGCCGAACAUGGGAUAUGGGGUGGCCGUAUUAGAUGCAAAAGGAAGUCUUCAUUAUGGCAUUUUGUGGAAUCCCAACCGAUACCAAGUCCUGUAUAGCUAUCUAAUGGUCACCCUUCUAGUCGUCUUUGUUAACUUAAUCCUCUAUUUUUGUCCCUGCCUGUGUAAAUGUUGCUGUGGACGGCGGACUCGGUACUAUAGGUGACGUAUGCAGAUUUUAGAUCACCCACCUACCCACACCUGCACUCACAGAAUUAGGUCAGAGCUCAUUAGGUCAGAGGUCAAAGUCCCAUAAUUCCUGAAGAUCACAUGGAAAGAUAGUGAGAAUAUUGUGAAGGUUUGACAGUCGUUUUAUUUAAAUUAAGAAGAUAUAUAUUAUUUUUAUGAUGUACAUAAAAUUAAUGACUUUUAGUUCAGAAGGAAGUGAUUGGUUGGAUUUUUUUCUUUGAAGACAAAGAAAUUUUUUAUUACCGUAUAAGAAGAAUUUUUAGCGAGGAUUUAAUUUUGGCAUUAUUAACAAGGGUUAUGAGAUCGGCUAAAAUUGAAUAUUGAUUAGAAAUUAAUUAUGUUUUAUUUUAUUAGCUUCUUUAGCAAUAAUUUUAAAAAUUGUUAAAAUUACAUCUCUCUAA
This is a messenger RNA of Saccostrea cuccullata (small rock oyster), 1657 nucleotides long. RefSeq lists its product as uncharacterized. Gene Ontology annotation, cellular component: endoplasmic reticulum. The coding region runs from base 109 to 1233 and encodes 374 amino acids. NCBI's taxonomy places the organism in Eukaryota, Metazoa, Mollusca, Bivalvia, Ostreida, Ostreidae. The record is from RefSeq and is a predicted model, not a curated record. The transcript is spliced from 9 exons. Gene Ontology annotation, biological process: GPI anchor biosynthetic process. Gene Ontology annotation, molecular function: hydrolase activity.